GAGCCCGUUUAAAAGGGAAAGGGAUGGAAGCAAGCCUCUUUACUCCGUCACCGACUCUGACCGAACCCCGGCACCUUCCUCCGGCCGCGCGUCCCUCACUCUGGAUCAGCCUAAAUGAAUGAAACACUGGGGAAUAUCCACACGCACGCCAGCGGGGAGACUCUGUGUCCAAACUUCAGUCCGCGAGGAUUUUAUGUCGGGCUUGACAGGCUAUAGUCAACAUGCUUUGUCCCUCCCGGAGCUUCACCCCGAGCUUUUCAGAUGUGUGACCGGCCACCGGUGUCUAAUUGCGCCCGCCAUCGCCAAGGAGUCACGCUGUGAUUGACGGAUCAGGUUUUUGACUGCCAGGACAAAUGAAUACAAAUGAAUUUAGGCACCCAAAGGAGAGAUUGCAAAACCUCUCAUCUAGACACAAAGAGGGCCUUAUUGCUCUGCACUGUUCUAUACUGUACUUGUUACCUGGGACUUACACAAGUACACUCUGAAGAUGUGGACAUCCUCCAAAAGUUGGGGCUUAGAGGAGACAAAUCGUCACGCUCCGUACCAGCUGGGGUCAUUCCGUUCAGGUCUGGGUUCAUCCUCAACCCGCAGGCGCACAUCGAAAGUCCACUGCGUUCCAUUUUCCCGCCAACAUUUUGGACCAAUGCGGCACUGGUCCUAAGUGUGAGCUCGCACAGAGUAAACAGUGCCUUCCUCUUCACCCUGCUCUCGGAGAAGAAAAAGCUUCUUCUGGGCCUACAGCUUAUUCCGGGGAGUCUAGUCCUCCACACGGGCCCAAACACUUCGGUGGCACUGCCCUAUGAACCCCAUGACGGCCAGUGGCACCAGCUGGCGUUAGAAAUUAAUGGACAGAAAGUGACUCUAUAUGCCUCCUGCGGAGAGCAGAGUGUUCAUGUGGAUUUUGGAUGGGACAAUGCGGAAGGACUGGCCCAGGAGCGCCAGGACUCCUUCCUGCUGGGGCGGUCAAGCCAACAUCAAGCCUCAGCGCACUUUGAAGGAGCCAUCUGCCAGUUUGAUCUGAUCCCCUCUGCCCAGGCAGCUCACAACUACUGCAAGUACAUUAAGAAACAGUGCAGGGAAGCAGACACAUACAGGCCUAACCUUCCACCCUUGCUGCCCAUCUUCCCUCGACAAACCAACGUAUCAUCUACAGCUGUUCCUAAGCCUGGUAGACCAGUGACAGCCAAAAAGGCCUCAGCUUUUAACCUUGCCCGGAGUGUUGCGGCUGCUGCCUCCGCCGUCAGAUAUGUCUCCCUAUCUCAAACAAUAAAGCCCACACUUGGCACCACUCCUACAACUUUGCUGGCCACCGUAAUGCCAGUCACAGCUCAGCUUGGCCUCUCCGCUCCUCCGACCAAGGCAAGAACUGAAACGGUCACAGCUCAACUUCAGACCACAGUAUUCCCAACCAAACCACCUGCUACAAGACUGUCCACCUCCAAAACAACGAUUCAAACAUCACCCAAACUUACUUCCCAAAAGCCUACUGCACAAAGCAGUUCCAAAACGAAAAUUUUGGUAACCGAAAAGAAAAGGAAACCUACUACUCCAGUCACUGCUAGCCCCAAACCUUCUAAGAAAAAAACAGAAAACAUUUUAUUAGAUGAAGAUCCACCUCUAAAAAAACCCCAGCCAACCACAGCCAAGAAAACACCCACCAAGCCUAAAGUUGCACCAUCCAAAGCCACUCUCACUAAACCCAAGUUUAACCUUGUCAAAGCGCCAAUCUUUAAACCAGCACUAUCCAAAGUGAACCCCUCAAAACCAACCAUCUCAAAGACUACCGCUAAAAACGCCAAGCCAAAGCCCACCAAGCAAGCCAAAACCACCAAAGCCCCGGUGACUUCGCAGCCUACCAGACCUUCGUACCAUGUUGUAACGUCACCUGCCACAGACAGCUUCCAGAGCUGGGAGUUGGCUCCAACUCAAUUCUCCCUACUAGCUGGACCUGGAGGAGAAAAAGGAGAACAAGGCCCUUCGGGACUUCAAGGACCUCCAGGGAAGCCAGGCCUGCAAGGCAAGAGGGGUCCUCGGGGUUCUCCGGGUCCUCAUGGAAACCCUGGCCGAUCCGGUCCACCUGGUCUCAAGGGUAGAAAAGGAGACCCCGGCAUCUCACCUGGGCCAGCCCCCAAAGGAGAGAAGGGAGACUCGGGGAUUCUUGGUCCGUCUGGACUUAUUGGUCAGGAAGGUCGAAAGGGACAGAAAGGUUACCCCGGUCCACCUGGUCUCCCCGGAGAAUCCGGAGAGCACGGUCCAGUCGGAAGCCCAGGUGCCAAAGGUUAUCCUGGCAGGCAGGGUCUACCUGGGCCAAUAGGACCAAUGGGGCCCAAAGGCGUGCGGGGUUUCAUUGGAAUCCCCGGGCUUUUUGGCCUCCCUGGGCCUGAUGGCGAAAGAGGCAUUCCCGGCGAACCAGGGAAGAGGGGCAAGAUGGGUAGGCCGGGGUUUCCUGGGGACUUUGGAGAGCGAGGACCACCUGGGGCGGAUGGACAACCAGGCCAGUUGGGAGCACCCGGUCCAAAUGGAGUUCUCGGACUAAUUGGUGAUAUGGGACCCGUUGGAGAGAUGGGCCUUCCAGGACCGAAUGGACUGAAGGGGGUGCCUGGAAAUCCCGGAGAACCAGGACUGAAAGGUGAUAAGGGUGACAUUGGGAUAUCGGGCGAGCAAGGCGAGAUGGGCUACAAAGGAGACAAGGGCAUCCAAGGAGCUCCGGGUCCACCUGGCAUCCGCGGAAAACCAGGACCGCCGGGCAGUCCAGGCGAUAAAGGCCCCGAUGGCACAGCAGGACCAAUCGGCCCUGAAGGUUUUCCUGGAGAUAUGGGACCGCCGGGAGAGAACGGCCUUGAAGGGCCAAAGGGAAAGCUAGGGACAAGAGGUUUACCUGGGCCACAAGGAGUACCUGGCUUGGAGGGAGACGAGGGCCCUAUCGGACCACCAGGACCAAUGGGAUUGGAGGGUCGACUGGGCAGAAAAGGAUUCCCUGGGAAGGUCGGGCCUGAGGGAGUGAAGGGAGAGACUGGCAUCACAGGAAAAGUUGGAUCGAUGGGGGAAAGAGGCUUGGUUGGUUUUAUCGGACCUGUGGGAGAGGCGGGGCUGGCGGGAGAGAAGGGGGACCGAGGGUCCAUGGGCCUUCCUGGACCGGCUGGAGAAAAGGGUUCUACGGGUCACCCAGGGACACCAGGGGAGACCGGGCCUUCAGGACCACCAGGCAGACCAGGACCCCCAGGGCGAACGGGACCCGGAGGUACCAGAGGACCCAAAGGUUUGCGGGGCGCCACGGGUCCUGACGGUCCAACGGGAGAGAUAGGGAUAGAAGGCAAGAAGGGUCUAGAUGGUCCUCCAGGAAAAAUCGGCUUCCCAGGACCCCAGGGGAAAAUCGGGGAUCCUGGAGAAACUGGGUCUAAAGGUUUUCCUGGUAUCCAAGGGUCAUCUGGACCACCAGGGGACAAGGGAAUCGGAGGCGAGCAGGGACCUCCUGGACCACCAGGCACUAUUGGUCUCUUAGGAGAAAUUGGUCAGAAGGGUCCUCCAGGGAACCUUGGGGAGCCAGGACUGCCAGGCGAGCCAGGGGAAAAGGGAGCUAUCGGACCUGCUGGGAACAUCGGCGAGCAGGGACUCAUUGGGCCUCGGGGUGAACCGGGUUUGGAGGGAGAGGCUGGUGCUGCUGGUCCAGAUGGAGCCAAGGGGGAUAAGGGUGACAUGGGUCAAGAGGCCGACCAAGGUGAAAAAGGUGAAACUGGUUUAAAGGGAAAGGAGGGUCCUGCCGGAAGUCCUGGAAUCCCUGGUGUUAGAGGCCAAGAAGGGAAAUCUGGCAAAAUUGGUGAACAAGGCAAACUAGGACCAAAGGGUGCCAAAGGCCACCAAGGUCACCUCGGGGAGACCGGGUCGGUGGGCAAGACAGGACCACAGGGUACCAUCGGUCCAAAGGGCUCCAGAGGAACCAUCGGACAUGUGGGAGCUCCAGGAAGAAUGGGUCAGCAGGGAGAACCAGGCAUCUCAGGUUAUGAGGGCCAUCAGGGACGGUCGGGCCCAAUGGGGCGUCCAGGACCAAAAGGUGAAAAGGGCGAACAGGGCGAUGAUGGGAAAAUCGAGGGUCCUCCUGGUCCUCUCGGUGACAUAGGUCCACCAGGCGACAGAGGAGAAAGAGGGGAACCAGGCGACCCAGGAUACAAAGGUCAAGUGGGUUUAGAUGGUGAAAGAGGAAGACCUGGAGCUCCUGGACUUCUUGGACACCCUGGACCUCGAGGAAUUCAAGGACCCAAAGGGGCCAAAGGAGACCUAGGUCAAAAAGGCAAACAGGGUCAUGUAGGACCAAAAGGAACAAGAGGAACAGAGGGGACUGGCGGCUCUUCCGGUCCAAGAGGUGUGGUGGGUCGAGAAGGGCAGGAGGGUUUGCCCGGGAUGGACGGAAUGCCAGGAAAGGAUGGAAGUAAAGGCAUGCCGGGAGAGCAUGGAGACGACGGAGACUUCGGCGUCCCAGGCAAAGCUGGCGGUCGUGGAAAGCCGGGUGUUCCAGGACUUCCAGGAGACCAAGGUGUCUAUGGACCAAAGGGUGACCGAGGUCUCAGAGGACAGAGUGGCCCUCCAGGCAAAAGAGGUUUCAGAGGUGGGAUGGGACUUCCAGGGUCGCAGGGAGAUCGAGGACUGAAAGGACAACCAGGUGAUGUUGGAGAAUCUGGAUUUCCGGGGAUAUUUGGUGUCUUUGGUCCAAAGGGUCCUCCUGGAGACUUUGGUCCAAAAGGCAUUCGAGGACCAAAGGGGCCCAUAGGAAACAUGGGCAGAGGAGGAGUCAUAGGCCCUACAGGAAUAAUUGGCCCCAACGGAAGAGCGGGUCCCAGAGGGGAGAAAGGCAACCGUGGAGCCAUGGGAGUACAAGGACCUAGGGGAUCCCCAGGACCACGUGGACGCCCUGGACCUCCAGGCCUCCCUCGUGUCCCUCCGUCUUUUAAAGAGGAUGGUCUUUUGUUUAUGGAUCCACUCAGCCAGCUCAGGAGUGAGUCUCCCAAGAACAAGCUGGUGAUGGACCUGCCUAUGCUGGACCAGGGCGCAGAGAUCUUUAAGACCCUCCACUACCUCAGUAACCUGAUCCAUAGCCUGAAGAAUCCACUGGGCACCAGGGACAACCCUGCCCGUAUUUGCAGGGACCUGCGCAGCUGUGAACACAAGCUAAACGAUGGCACUUAUUGGAUAGACCCUAACCUUGGCUGCUGGUCUGAUACAAUCGAAGUGUCCUGCAACUUUACGGGUGGUGGGCAGACGUGCCUGAAACCUGUAACUGUAGCCAAGCCCACGGUGAGCGUUGGCCGGGUCCAGAUGAACUUCCUGCACCUGCUGAGCUCCGAGGCGGUCCAGCAUGUCACCAUCCACUGCCUCAACGCCUCCAUCUGGACAUCGGACCGAGAUCUGACACCGUUGCGGGAAACUUCUGUGCGAUUCAAGGCCUGGACCGGCGAGGUGUUUGAGGCGGGAGGAGAGCUGGAGCCCGAGGUGGUGGAGGACUCCUGCUGGAUGAAAGAUGGCCGCUGGCACCAGGCCCAUUUUGUCUUCCACUCCUUGGACCCUUCCUUGCUCCCCGUGACGGACAUCGUCAACCUCCCCAAGACCACCCCCGGCUCACACUACCACCUGGAGAUAGGUCCUGUAUGCUUCCUGUAAGGGGCUGCUGCAGUCCUUCAAAAUAAGAGAGGGUGGGUCGCCGCCAUGCGACGCACGCCCGAGCCACACCCCCCCGCCCUCCGAGCAGCUCGUGCCAACCUCUCAUUGGACUGCAGAUACAGGAGAGGGGGUGUCGGCCAGCGGGAGACCGGCGAGCAGAGGAGUAGCGGGGGGGAGUUCUUGCACUAAAUUCCUCCCAACAGGCCAAUUGCUUCUCCCAGCUGUGGAACAUUGACCAGCGAAGAAGGACGUUCUCAUAAGAACUUAUUUUUGUAUACGGUCUGUAUACCAUGUGAUGUAUUUUAUUUUGGCAAAAUAGCAGGAAAUGCAUUCUAAAAUAUAGUAAUAAUAAUGGAAACCAGUUAAAUGUACAUAAGUAUGCUUAUUAUCAAUGUAAAGAAAUCAUCUUCAAGUGCAAUAGAAAAUGAAAAGAUAAGUCUACACUUAAAUUAAUUUUUUUAUUUGCCUUUGGUGCUGAUCUCCUUUUGGAUUUUACUCACAUGUUUUAUUGUAUUUUUAUUAUUAUUCAAUCUGAUCAGAAGCAUCUGUAUUUAUUAGUGCUCCGGUAGGGAGAGAAGUGUCAUCAUAAACUACUCGUGGUGCUAAAAAGAAUACCGUAUUUCUUUGAAUAGCCGCCGGGCAUGUAAUAUGCGCCUGCCUUGAAUUACUGCCGGGUAAAACUCGCUCUCCAAAUUUAUAAUCGCAUGCUUACUUUUACCGCCGGGUCAAAUUCGUGCCGUCAUUUACAAAAUGGCAGAGAGUUUUUUUGUUUUUUUUUGGCUUAUACUAUGUGUAAACCAGGGGUCUUUUUCCACAGCCAUACAGAUCACACUGAUGGUUGUGAUAUAAAACAACUUUAACACUCUUACUAAUAUGCGCCACACUCUGUGAACCCACACCAAACACAUUUCGGGAGAAGAUUGGCUCCGUAACACAUUAUAAACGCAACAUAAUUUCAUUUAAUUUUUAUUGACAUCCAGCAUCAGACAUUUCCAUCCAUUAAAUCAUAUUCACAUACAUCACAUAGCCGUUGUCUGCCCUAGAUGUCAAAUGUAUUUUUGUUUACCACCCACCCCUCCCCCCCCAAAAAAGAAAAAGAAACAGAGAUAACAAAAACAAGGUAGUAUCUACACAUCAAUUAAAUCAGCAAAAAAUAGAUAAUACAUUGAUAAUAAUAAUGAACAGAAAUAAAAUAAAAUAAAUAUAUACAGAUACUUAUAUGUAUAUAUACACAUAUAGGGAGUAAUCUUUUUUUUUUCUGGAGAACAUUGGCUCUGUAACACAUUAGUAUAAUUAUAAACGCAACAUAAGAAUUACCCAGAAUUCCAAUGCAUCCAUGACUCUUGGCUCUAUUAUACACGCGCCCCCAACCACGCCCACCUCAACCAACGCACGGGGGGAUGCUAGCGGGUGUAUAAUAUAGCCAAGAGUCAUGGAUGCAUUGGAAUUCUGGGUAAUUCUUAUGUUGCGUUUAUAAUUAUAUUAAUGUGUUACAGAGCCAAUGUUCUCCAGAAAUGUUUAUUCUUGUUUGGUGUGGGUUCACAGAGUGUGGCGCAUAUUAGUAAGAGUGUUAAAGUUGUUUAUAUCACAACCAUCAGUGUAAACGGUAUGGAUGUUGACCAAGUAUGCAUUGCAAUCUCGUAUGAGAAGCAGCGAAAUGCAUGUGUCCUACCGACAAAGGUGUAAAGGUGGGCGCGAUGAUAUGUUGUAGAACAGUGGUCCCCAACUACCGGGCCGCGGCCGCAGAAGAAUUUUUAUUUUUUUUAUCACACUCAAUUUUUUACUGCAUGCCAUUGGUAAGCGCAGGGGUGAGAAGAAGUUUAAAAAUUAUUAGCGCCUGCUUACUUUUACGGCAUGCCUUGAAUAAGCACAGAAGUGAGAAGAGGUUUUAAAUUAAUUAGCGCCCCGGCGGCUAUUCAAGGAAAUACGGUAUAUUUACAUCCAAAUCGUGAUUCUUAUUCAUAAUUUUAAAAAAUCGAUUUAAAAACUUUUUUUUGUAUUUUUAUUUUUUUUAUAAGACUCAAUUUAAAAAAUAUAUGUUUUCAGGCCUUCUCCGUGCAACCAGAAAGGUGCUUAUUUAACUGUAACCUGUUUUGAAAUAGUUUCAAUAUAAUUUAUUUGACCACAUAAUAUAUUGCGUGAUAAAUCAAGAAUCGAUUCUGAAUCGAAUCGUUAGGUAUCCAAACAUCCACACCCCUACUAACGAGCACCCAUCGUGAAACUCUGUGACAUGCCAUGCAGUAAAAUAAGCGUAUUACAGAUGCAUUUUUAACCAGAUGCCACUGAUGGGAAAAAGACAUAGCAAAUUCAAAAAUCAAGCUCUCGACUAGCUUUUUUUAAAUCGUUUUUGGGGGGAUGUCUGCCAUCCUUUUACCGUGCUGAGGAUGGAACGUCAAUAUCAGCGAAGGACACCAGAGCCCGGCCUAAAAUCAGCUCUGUGGCCGACGUGACAAUCAUUGUUACUUUAACUUUAACUCAAAUAAACAACUAUUUAAGGUGCUAAUCAUAAUGCUGUAAUUACACCACUCUGCUAGAAUGUUUAUAGUGCAGGCUCGCUUGGAUUAAUUUAAAAAUGUAUUAUUAAAAAAAAAAAAAAAGUCAUAUAUAUAUAUAUAUAUAUUUAGAUAUAUAUAUAUAUAUUGCCAUAGCUUCCAUAAAGAUCAUGUCAUGUUUUUAUAUUGGUUAUUAAAAAUGCAUUUGCAGAAAUCUUUUAUUUGAGGGAUGAAAGUGUUUUCUUUUGUAAAUCCAGUAUAAAACACAGGGUUUUAAUUGUUUUAUUUUUUUCACAAGCGCCCCAAGUACGGAUGUUUUGGAGACACAGCGUCAUAAGAAUAUGUAUUUGUUUGAACUGGACACCAGUGUGUAUUAUUGUGAAACCUUGCUGUAUACAGUGGACCCCCACCCCCUGGCUAUUUUAAUGUUAUUUAAUAUUUGCAAACUGAGCGACAAGAAACCGCGUUAAUAUCUUUAUACAUCAGUUUGCCCAACUUGUCUUGGAGUUUAUCAUUUUUAUGUGUACAUUUGGUGCUCCAGAGAGAACAAAGUUGUAACAAUAAUUGGCUUUUAUUUUUUUAUUUUAUUUUUUUCUUCAUAGUUGGGCUUUUUUUCCCCUCUGUUUCUCUCUAUGAUAAUCAACCAUGUACUGUAUCAGGUGCUAUUCUAUUACAUUUGUUUAAAAAAAAAUAAAAAAUGCAAAUAUGUGAAAUGUUUCCUUUUUAUUUUGUAAAUCUGUUGUAGACAUUAAAGCAAGCUGAAAAUACCUCACUUUUUUUCCGCAUGGCUGUUUAAACAACAAGAUUGUUCUAUUGCCUUUAUGAACACACCCUGUUAGAAAGUACAGUAUUUAGUGGAAUGAACAAUUCUGAACAUGAAAUCGACGCCACAAACCUUUUGCCUGUCAUCUACUCAGUGACCAUUUGUUCAAUAAAUACCUUCAAUUUG
Nerophis ophidion (straightnose pipefish) is the source of this 9093-nucleotide messenger RNA. RefSeq names its product collagen alpha-1(XXVII) chain B-like. The coding region runs from base 364 to 5652 and encodes 1762 amino acids. The record is from RefSeq and is a predicted model, not a curated record. Lineage: Eukaryota; Metazoa; Chordata; Actinopteri; Syngnathiformes; Syngnathidae. Gene Ontology annotation, molecular function: extracellular matrix structural constituent. The transcript is spliced from 61 exons.